This is a messenger RNA of Amoebophrya sp. A120, 1743 nucleotides long. The record is from the annotation of a GenBank genome assembly. Lineage: Eukaryota; Dinophyceae; Syndiniales; Amoebophryaceae.
GUACGUCGUCACGGAGCGCGGCCAUCUUGGUCGGUCUAUUGACUCAAUGGUAACGUCGUUUCAGUUUGAGUUUCACUCCCGCAGACGUUUUUUCUUCGAGGAAGAUGUUGAAGCAAGGCCUUCGCUGUAGCUUAGGCUCCUCGACAACAUUCAUAGCGCCCGAUUAUUGGGAAGUUGGAGUGGACACAAAAUGAAUCUUUAUUCUUGAAGAACAUUGAUUUGGGUGCUGGGACCGACGACUAGGCACGAACAUACUGUGAAGUGAACCUCUUGCCGUCAGUUCAGUCUACGUUGCAAUUAUGGGAUCCGGAUCUUCGACUAGUCGUGCGCCCCCCGCGCCGCACGGGUCGAUCGUGGUGACGCAUCGGUUGAUGCACCAAAAUCCCCGCUCCGUAGAGGUCGACAACUAUCUGGAGGAAGGCAGGCCGCAGCAGAUUUUCGGCACAAGUCGAGGACCAUCGACGUCUAGUACCUCAUCGAGCGGUGGAAGCGCAUCUUCAUCGCCACCGCGAACUAGCGACUCCUACGAUGUACAAGUACCAGCCGGGGAGGAAGACGGGGGAAUUGGAAGCGGGGACCAGUACCUCAGCAGGAUGCGCGACGAGCGCGAAAUAGAAUUGAGGGUCUUGGAGGCCAAGAACGCAAUGCUGGAACAGAUGGCAGAGGCAGAGCGACUUCGAAUACAGGAGAAGACGGCAGAACUGAGAAAGGUACUGGUGACUACAUCAACUUCCUCGUGGUGGUGGUGGUGGUCAUGUGUUUCUUCGCUUGUUGAGAUGCUGUAGUCUGUAUCAGAGGUGACAGAGAUCUCAUCUACGAGGAAAAUGUUUUCCCCUUUGCAAGUUUCACCGUCUUGCUUCAUUGGCGAGCGCAGACGCAGAGGCAACAAAACAUUUACAAAAUUCGAACGACAUCAAUUGAUUUUUUAUCAGUCGUAUCCAUAGUGCUCAUAGUUCUUGUUUUUCAAAAAUCAGAUCCUGCAGUUGGAUAUUUUGCGAAAAACGCGACCGCAUCCGUGCCAGCAAGAGGAAACAACCCUUCUGAAUUGCCUGGACCAGCGCGAGGAUUUUUUGCGAUGCGCGAACUUCGUCACAGAGUACCAAGUGUGCGCCGCCAAUGCGGCUUGAGAAAGCAAUCGCACGCACCGGUACGAAGCCGCUUAAUUGCUUAGAGGACGUCUUCGUCUCUUUUUGCAGACAAGAACCCUUCGUCGCGCGGUUAUUGGUUGCUGCUUGGCUUGCUGUGUCGUACGUACUACCUGUUGUGGUUCAUUCUGAAGCUUUUCAAGUACUAUUUUCCAUAGCGCAGGAGCCGCAGCAGCCAGAAGGUAUCGCUGUCUUUCUCUUGGUCUUGCUGGACUAACUUUAAGAGACGCGCCCCCUCGCAAUUCGAAGUAGCUUUUUACCUACAACCUUUCGAGUUUAUUUUGUUCUCGAUGCAUAGAAAGACGAAGACAAUUAGGUUUGUAGGCGUGUUUCGGUUUUGUAGAGGUUGCAAGUGCAAUUGCGCAUGAAGUUCUUGCAACUGUACUACCUGAAGUUCUUUGCUAUGCCUUGCCGUGCACGCGGAGCGGUAAAUAGACCCCAAGAAGUGUAUAUUUUUUCAAACAAAGUAGACUGCACGUGCUGCUCAUGUUCGCGCGACGGGCGUGGGAGAUCGUGCGACUGACGAAAAAGCUCCAUACUCGAGCUUUUCAGACUGACGACAAAGAAAGUGGUCGUCUACGACAGUGAAAAACGAAAU